Cyprinodon variegatus (sheepshead minnow) is the source of this 1197-nucleotide messenger RNA. RefSeq names its product phosducin like 3 (gene pdcl3). Gene Ontology annotation, cellular component: cytoplasm. The record is from RefSeq and is a predicted model, not a curated record. Bases 75 to 794 code for a protein of 239 amino acids. Lineage: Eukaryota; Metazoa; Chordata; Actinopteri; Cyprinodontiformes; Cyprinodontidae. The transcript has 6 exons. Gene Ontology annotation, biological process: angiogenesis; positive regulation of gene expression; protein folding.
GUGAGCUCCUUCCGUUUCCGUGUCAGGGGAAGGAGCAGUGGUGUGAUUUCAAGGGACUCUCUUACUUGACAAAAAUGCAGGACCCAAAUGAAGACACAGAGUGGAACGAUAUCCUGAGGAAGAAAGGCAUCCUCCCUCCAAAAGAGAUUCCUAAAGAUGAUGAAGAGGAGGAGGCGGCGGCCCUUCAGCAGCAGUCUGUUGUCAAAACCUAUGAGAGCAUGACACUGGAUGAACUUGAGGAGAACGAGGAUGAGUUUGGGGAAGAUGAUGAGGCUGCCAUCGAGAUGUACAAACAGAAGCGCCUUGCAGAGUGGAAGGCGGCUCAGAUGAAGAACGUGUUCGGCGAACUGGGUGAAAUCUCUGGACAGGAUUAUGUGAAAGAGGUCAACAAGGCAGGAGAUGGAAUCUGGGUGGUGCUGCACCUCUACAAGCAGGGCAUCCCUCUCUGUACCCUCAUCAACCAGCAUCUGAGUGUCCUGGCCAAGAAAUUCCCUCAGACCAAGUUCCUUAAGUCCAUCUCCACCACCUGCAUCCCCAACUACCCCGACCGCAACCUGCCAACCAUCUUCGUUUACUUUGAGGGAGAGAUGAAGGCGCAGUUCAUCGGCCCGCUGGUGUUUGGAGGCAUGAACCUCAAAGCUGAAGAGCUGGAGUGGAGGUUAUCAGAAUCCGGGGCAGUGAAGACCGACCUGGAAGAAAACCCCAGGAAAAACAUCGAAGACAAGUUAAUGUCGUCGAUCAGGAGUUCGCUUCCCACGCGGAAGGACAGCGACUCUGAGGAUGAGGACUAUUAGAGGACAAGAUCUUUUCAUGGAGGAAACAGUCAAAACAUGAAAGAACUGAGCUGGGGCAGCGCAUCACCCUCAUAUAUCAUCCAGUUCUUAUGUCUGCAGAGCUUAGUCCUGCUCAAAGGCACAUUGGCAGGCCACUGGAGAGAUUUAACCCAAGGUUAAAACAGUUUAAGAAGGAAAAAUGGAAUAACAGCUUUUUUAUUUUAUUUCAAACUUUGAUUCAAUUUAAGCAAUAGCCUUACAGAACCGUAAAGGUUGAUCUUUUUUUAUUACAUUAUAAAUAUGUCACAAAAUGUACAUAAACAUUUUAUAUUCCUUUAAUUCAAUGCAGGUUCAAUCCCUCUACCACUUUAGUCGGUUGCCAAAAUUCUCUUUUUGAAAUAAAAAGUCACUGCUGAUCAUGAGA